CGACGUAGCUGACUGGUGGCGGCGGGGCAGGGGACUACGGAGCUGCAAGAUGCCGCUUCUUCUCAACGACCAACCCAUAAGCUUACCUUCGUCCACUGGGGAGUUCAUUGAGCGUUAUUCCAAGUUAAAGGAAGGUGCAGAAACUUUGAAAUCAAAACCAGCUGUCAAGGUGGACUCUAAAGGUCUUCUAUAUAUUCAGCAAAGGGAAUUUGCAGCAACAACUCCUCAGGAUGGCUCUGUAUCUAUACUUGGAACAGAAGAUGCAACUACUUGCCAUAUGGUGGCUCUGCGGCACACAGGGUGUGGAGCUACAGCUUUGGGACACUGUGAUGGAAUGGAUACAGCAGUCUGUGUGUCCAAAAUGCUAAAUGCUGUCAAGUCCUUGUCAGAUGGAUUCAGCCAUGGGAGAUAUGAAGUUCACCUUGUAGGAGGUUUCAUGGAUGAAGGGUACCUAUCUCAGAAGCUCACCCUAGAACUGCUUGAAGCUUUGAACAGUCAGUCAGAGAAGAUUCAUUUAGAAACCUACUGUGUAACAGAGCUUAAUGAUGUGAAGCAGCAAAAUACUCACUGGCCUGUGAUAUAUGGAAUAGCUGUAGAUGUGAAAACUGGUGAUAUCUUUCAAGCAACCUUCCCAGAGAGGGGUCCAGACGAGGAUAUUCGUUCUGCUCGGACUUUUCUGGCAGGUCCGAUGAUGUCAAUUUAUGAUUCAAAAGUGGAAGAGUUGCAGAUUGAACCAUAUGAGUGGAAGCCAUUUCCACAUGCCAAAUUCUGGUUGCAGCAGCCUGAUCAUGUGCUAUUAGAGUAUUUUUCAACAUCCCCUCUGGUUGAACCACCACACUUCGUAAAGCACUGGAAGAAUGUUUUAAAAUUCCUAAGCGCUGUUCCAGAAGAGGCACCAUUUCCAAACAGCAAGCCCAGGAACUACAAAAAAACUGCAGAUGGGGUUUGGCGGAGGCUCCAUUACGCCAGCUGAAGUUUGUACCGUUUACCCCUAAAUGUUGUUAUUCCUUCUAAUCAUUAAAAGUGUUGAACUUGAAGGCUUGACCAUUCAAACUGAUAUUUCCAUUCAAUUAACAUGUUAGGCUGUAGUAAUUUUGUCAAUGACAAUAUCACAAAACACUCUGCUGCGAUUCUUUGAAGUUGUGACAGAUUGGAAGAGGGUCCGUGUGAAAAUACUGCAAUCAUUUUAUUGAUGCCAUCUAUAAUAAGUUUGAUUUUGUGAAGUAUAGCCUUUUGAAUUAUUCCUGAACUCUUACCCCCCCCCCGCC
Molecule: messenger RNA, 1268 nt
Organism: Mobula hypostoma (lesser devil ray)
Lineage: Eukaryota; Metazoa; Chordata; Chondrichthyes; Myliobatiformes; Myliobatidae
Gene: ntan1
Product: N-terminal asparagine amidase
Exons: 10
Coding region: 50-973 (307 amino acids)
Biological process (GO): ubiquitin-dependent protein catabolic process
Cellular component (GO): nucleus
Molecular function (GO): protein-N-terminal asparagine amidohydrolase activity
Source: RefSeq, a predicted model, not a curated record